Molecule: messenger RNA, 945 nt
Organism: Ceraceosorus guamensis
Lineage: Eukaryota; Fungi; Basidiomycota; Exobasidiomycetes; Ceraceosorales; Ceraceosoraceae
Exons: 6
Coding region: 138-737 (199 amino acids)
Source: RefSeq, a predicted model, not a curated record
GGCCACUCAUUCCCAGCUUAUCAAAUAUCACGGCUGAACAGAGCCGAGUCGGUCAUAGCACCUUAUCGUUUCAUCCUGCAACCAUCCAGAUUUUGUCGGGCUUGCUUUGCAGACGCUUAGCGUGACAUCGACUCAUCAUGCCAUUGCAGAGACCACACGUCGACAGCACAGGUGCUUGGCACUUCUUCGACGGCGAUCUGCAGACAUGGCUCGUCAAAGAUGAUGGCAGGAGCUUCACUUCAGGCCAGCGUUUCAAGAAGGGCAGUCCGCAUACGGGUGCAGGAAGGAAGAGUACCGCUACACCUCCUUACCACGUGCAUCGCUUUCAGACCGAGACUUUCGCAGUGCAGUCCGGCAUCCUCGCUUAUCUGAUCGACGGUCGCACAGGUAUCCUGAAAGCAGGCGAGACUGUAAACAUUCCUCCCUGGCGACCUCACACGUUCUGGUCUGACGAGGCAAGUGGAGAGGAUCUAGUUGUCCACAUCACUGUCAAGGGCGGAGACAAUCCUGGAUUCGACGAGACCUUUGUGCACAACUUUUAUGGCUACUUGUCAUCUGUGACUCUCGCUGGCCGACCGCCUAACCCCUUCCAGAUGCUCAGAUUGUUGGAUCACGCUGAUGUCAUCCUCGCAGGCAUCCCCGUCACCAUUUCGAACUGGGUCAACAUCAUUUUCGGUCGCUGGAUCGGAGGCUACCUGCUUCGCCUUCCAACUUCUUUCAAGGAAUUUGCAGACUGACAUUUCGUGCACGAGAACCACGUGGGAUGACGCCGAUGGAGAAGAGUAUUUCGGAAGGAAGCAUCUUUCGUGCUAUGUGCCGUGUUCGUUGCCCGUGCUGAGCGAGACAGAUAACCCUUCGGCUGCUUGUAUUGUGCUCUACACUUUCAUCCGCUACAUCGCUCUUUGAAUUUGAACGUUCCUCGCGCUUGUGAGCGUGGCGUUAUAU